CUAAGUGUUGGUCGACAAUCAACCACAAGGAAUCACUAUGAAGUUCAUCAAAAGAUACUCAUUUUACAGUUGAUGUAAUGAAAAUGAAAGUAGGAUUUUUCGAUGUGGCAUUCCUUGCGCAGAUUUUUUCUUGUGUGUGUUUUCAUGCUGACGAUAGGGACUAUUAUGCCGUGCUAAAUGUAAAAAGGUCUGCAAAGCCAUUGGAUAUUAAAAAAGCGUACAAAGUCAUAAUGUUCAAGCUCCAUCCAGAUAAAAACAAGUGUGACCCACAUGCGAACGAGAAAACAGAUGAAAGAAAGCGUCAGGAUUACAACAGAAGACACCCAAUGGCUGGACUAUACACAACAGGGCCAUAUGACUGGGAUCCUCCAGAGUGCUCUGGAAAAAAUAUGGAUGCUGGCUUCAGUUACACAAAACACAUAAGGAAUAAUGCUGUUCUUGGAAUGCAGUGGGUUUUAGGAAUUGCAGCAAAUAUUGUUUACAUUAUGAGAGGUGUUAAGUUAAAUAGCUUUCAAUGUGGAACAUUCUUAGCUGUAACGGCUUCCUUUGUAAGCAGGAGUCCUGUAAUUCUGUUUAUCUUGCUUUGGAUAUUUGUGGUUGAUAGACUUCAUUUUAUUCUGAUGAUUUGGAUGUCAGCAGAGUACAUCAAAAAUAUUAGGAUAAAGUAUUUGCCUUACCUGGUUCUGAUAUGGAUUAUAUAUUUUAAUGUUGUGGACCAGUAUGACAUAAUAUUUCACCUAGGUCUCAGUUUCUGGACAGUAUAUGACCUCUACAACUUCCCCACUCUGCUGAUCUUCUACAGUACAGGAUCAGUCCUAGUCACCAUCUACAUCUUCCUGAAAUAUAAACCUCACCAAAGUCAUCAUGUUCAAUACAUCGUGUAUUUUCUACAACAGGCAUUGGCAUUUUAUUAUUUGUCAGAGACCAUACCAAAUGAAGCAGAUUUAAAUGCAGUAUUAUUAUACCACCUGACAAUGAUUUUAAUUUCUAAACUUUUUUCCAAGUAUGUUUGGCUCUAUGUCAGAUCAUCACUUCAUGACUUGUAUACCUUUAGCAGAGGAAUUUUAGAGAGAAAAUCAGCAUUCAUUUUAAGCACAUUGAAAAAAUUUGUUCAACUUAUCAUCAGAAAGUUUGGUUGUGUUCAGAUUAUCGCAAGAAUGUGGGCCUUGUGCACAGUUCAUAACUUUCAAGAAAUAUGGUCCAGGUGUAAUCAUUUCUGUCAUCAAGUAUGGACUAAAUGUGUUCAGACCUCUAUAGAAAUGUGGAUGAAAUGUGUUCAUACUUGCCAUAGUCUUCCUAACCUUGCCAAUUCCUGUGGGAAAUACAUCUGUAACAGACUUAAGACAUGGUUUCUAUCCAUUGUGUCAACAAACGUCUCAUACUAUAAAACCAAAAUCUUACAGCUGUGCAGGUUGAAUCAUGGAACAGUAAAAAGCCGACAGCCAUUAUCUAAUGCAGAGUAUGUGAUGGAGGGACGUUUCUACACUCUGGUCCAACUGAAUCAGCUUCGCCUUGACUGCCUGGAGAUGAGGGUCAAUGCCUGGAGAAUGGCUAAUGUUCUGUCCAAUGUUAAGAGAUUUAGCAAUUUUGUCCUUGGUGAAAAUCAUGUGACUUCUGCAGAAAUUGAGGAGCAUCGACAUAGUUCUCGGAUUUACCCACAAUUGGAUCCAAUUGCUACCGACUCAGAAUCUUCAUCAGAAAAUGAUGAAAUUUAACAAAAUGCCAAUUGUCAGGACUUCCUGUAAAAUAUUUCUAGUCUGUAAAUAAAGCAUUAGUUUUUAGCUCACCUGACCUGAAAGCUCAAGGAGCUUUUCUGAUCACAUUUUGUCUGUCGUCAUCUGUCUGUAAACUUUUCACAUUUUUGAUUUCUUCUCCAGGUCCACUGGGUCAAUUUCAACCAAACUUGCCACAAUGGAUCCUUUGAUGAAGGCGAUUCAGUUUGUUCAAAUGAAGGGCCUUUCUCUUUCAAGGGGAGAUAAUUAACUAAAGAAUUAAUCAAAAUUUGGUGGCAAGUCUCCUCCUCUAAAACCAUUGGUUCAAAACAAUUGAAACUUAUAAACUUUCAUUGCAUAGUGUUGAUUCAAAUUUGUUGAAAUUAUGACCCCUGGGGGUAAGAUGGAGCUACAAUGAGGGAUCAAAGCUUUACAUAGGAAUAUAUAAAAAAAAUCUUUGAAAAUCAUCUUCUCAAGAACAGCAAAGCCAUGAUUAGUCAUAAUGAUAUGGAAGCAUCCUCAGGUAGAGUAGAUUCAAAUUUGUUCAAAUCUUGACCCCCAGGGGUAGGGUUGGGCCACAACGAGGGAUCAAAAUUUUACAUAGGAAUAUGAGGGAAAAAAGCAUUAUCACAGGAAUAUAUUGAUAUGGAAGUAUCCUCAGGUAGUGUAGAUUCAAAUUUGUUCAAGUCAUGACCCCCAGGGGUAGGGUAGGGCUACAAUGAGGGAUCAAAGCUUUACAUAGGAAUAUAUAGGAAAUUAUCUUUGAAAAUCUUCUCAAGCAAUGUCAUGAUUAGUCAUAUUGAUAUGAAAGCAUCCUUAGGUAGUUUCAAAUUUGUUCAAAUCAUGACCCCUGGGGGUAGGGUUAGUCCACAAUGGGGGAUCAAAGUUUUACAUA
Messenger RNA from Saccostrea echinata, 2607 nucleotides. RefSeq lists its product as uncharacterized. Gene Ontology annotation, cellular component: nuclear envelope. The record is from RefSeq and is a predicted model, not a curated record. NCBI's taxonomy places the organism in Eukaryota, Metazoa, Mollusca, Bivalvia, Ostreida, Ostreidae. The coding region runs from base 78 to 1715 and encodes 545 amino acids. The transcript has 8 exons.